This is a messenger RNA of Naumovozyma dairenensis CBS 421, 2742 nucleotides long. RefSeq names its product Gat2p (gene GAT2). The transcript has a single exon. Gene Ontology annotation, biological process: regulation of DNA-templated transcription. Bases 1 to 2742 code for a protein of 913 amino acids. Gene Ontology annotation, molecular function: sequence-specific DNA binding; zinc ion binding. The record is from RefSeq and is a predicted model, not a curated record. Lineage: Eukaryota; Fungi; Ascomycota; Saccharomycetes; Saccharomycetales; Saccharomycetaceae.
AUGUCAGCUCCCGUUCUUAGGAUGCCGCCAUCUCCGAUAGAUAAAACAAUGAAACAGGGACAACAAAUGGAUGAUUCUCAAACAAACUUCUUAGUUACUUCCAAUUUAAAUCCCGCCUCUUUUACUAGCCCAAGAUUGGCCCCGAUCCAGAAUAGAGGUAAAGAACAACUUCCAUCAAUUUCAAGCAUAAAUGAAUACCGCCAUGUUCAUUCUACUAGUUCUUCUUUCAACUCUUCUAUUACAAACCCUAGGAAGGAACCAUUAAUUCCGAUGUCAUUUACUAAUACUUCAGUACCAACGCCACUUCCACUUAGGCCAAUUUCUUUACCCACCGCGGCAAUGUAUCCGUUACCACCACCUCCCCCACCGAGCAGAGCUAGUCAGUCUAAUUCCCAACCAGAUACUCAAACCAACAACAAUCUAGAACACGGUAACUCUAUUCCCAUUUCUGUCAGCUCCACUCAUCAUGGAGAUGUCACUUUCAGACAACCGCAGCAACCACCACAUACCGGAGUCCGAUUAUUUGAGCCUUCGACAACGACCCCUUUUCCUUUCACUGCAACAACAACAACAACAACAACAACAUUCUCUCUGAACGCGACAAAUGGGAAACAACGGAAACUAAGGCAGGAGGAACGGACACGGGGACGGAAUCUAUGUUCAAAUCUGGAACAGAAUCUACAACAGAAUCUAGAACAGGAGUCACGGAGAGCUGCCGCUGCUGCUGCUCCUCCUGCUGCUGCACAAAACCUUAACGGGGACUGCAACAAAAUAGAGUUGCCAACAUCCGUGCCUCUCGCAGGUAAUGAUUAUAUCCACCAAAAGAAUAUUGGUACUACAAAUAUCAAAAACCGUAACGCGUGUACUAAUGACAACAACACAUCAUCAUCCAUUUUUAAUCCUACAAUUUCUGCAACUACUAAUGACAAUACGAAUACGAAUACGAAUACGAAUACGAAUACAAAUACAAAUACAAUUAUUAGUAUCCAUAAUACUAGCAGUAGCAAUACUUCCCAACUCAAAAUGUCAUCCAUGUUGACAACUCCUCCAUAUGGGAAUACUAACUUACAGCCAUUACGAACACCAUUAACUUCUCCGACAUUUAAUGAUAAGGUAACAAAUAAUAAUAAUAGUAACAGUGAUACUACUGAUUGUGCCAGUAGUGGUAGCACAAGCAACCAGGGUAAUAAUAACAAAAUACAACAACACGAAAGGAAGAGAACAUUCUCGGUGUCAUCAUCAUCAUCAUCAUCACAGCAACAACUACCGCUGCCCAUGAUUGCCCCAUCACCACCUGAUUUAUCAAAUAAUUCUGGCAAUAGUACACAAGGCCGAGGUAUACUAGAUUUGCUUCCCCUACCUGAAGAACAAUAUCACACAUGGCAACAACUAUUAAAACCCAAAGCUAAUUAUAAUCACAAUCACAAUAGUAAUAAUAUUAAUGAUAAUUUUGAUGAAGAUAACACUUUUAUAGAUUCUAUUUCGUUGGAAAGUUUAACUGUAUUAGCUUCUUACCUAGAGAAAACGUUGUCUGAUAUAAAAAAUGUAAUUCAAUUGAAAAUGAAACGACAAUUACAACAAAUGGAACGACCACCAGAUCCAGAUACUGAUUCUAAUAUGCCCAAAAAGAGGAAAAUCGAAUUACCUUCCGUGAAAAAUCUAUUAAAUACUAUAGCACCAAAUUCUAAUAUAAUGACAAAUACAGAUAUAAAUUCUAGUAGAAAUACAAGGAAUCCAUCAAAUACUAUUCAACCUAAUACAGUACAAAAUAAUAAUAACAAUACCUAUACUAAUACUAAUACUAAUAAUAAUAAUAAUAUUCCAGCAUUAAAUGAUAAUAUCAUCAGUCAGAGCAAUAAUACUAACGAUGCUCGUCGUCAUUCUUCCAUAUCUUCAUUUAAUCCUCGGAAUAUCACGUCGCAUAAUCUUCCAAGAACAAUGAGUCAUUCAAAUAGUGUUAAUAACAACGAGCAAUCUGGAAUACAAUCAGCUCAAAAUCAAUUUAUACAUAACUCAAAGCUACAAUCACGACAACCGUUUUAUGAAAAUGAAAACGGUAGGUAUAAUCAUGUUCGUAGUACUAGUCAACAGCAGCUACAACAACAACAACAACAACAACAACAACCAUUUAUAUCUCCAUCAUCUCUUUCUGGUACUUUGCAACCUAAUGUAGCUCCUACUUCUACUACAAGUAACAUCAAUAUGGCAAACGCAAAUUACUAUCCUCCCGGGACUGCUUUGUCACUACCAAUGUUAAGAACGUUUCCCUUCAAUGCAAAUAUGAGCACAAAUACAAACAUAAAUGCAAAUGCAAAUUCAUAUUCAUAUUUUUCAAACUUAAAUUCAAAUUCAAAUUCAAAUCUAAAUUCUUCGGCAACAAAUACAGCUUACAGUUCGACACUAAAUGACAACAAUAACUAUCAUAGCAACAUAUUCUAUACAAACCAAUCAAGGAUGAUAGACCUUACAUUACCAACAUCUUGUAAACAUUGUGGUGAUAAAGAUACUCCAGAAUGGAGACGAGGUCCAUAUGGUAAUAGGACAUUAUGUAAUGCAUGCGGAUUAUUUUACAGGAAAUUAGUUAAAAAAUUCACAAUUAAAGACGCUAAUUUAUUUAUGAGAUAUCAAAGAACAAUAAAUCCAAGUGAUCGUCGAAUUCCAUCAAUCAUUAAAAUACCAGAAACUUUUGUUAUUCAAUUGAAUUCAGACCUAUCAUUAGAUCGGAAUUAUUUCCCAGUUUAA